Messenger RNA from Exophiala spinifera, 1053 nucleotides. RefSeq lists its product as uncharacterized. NCBI's taxonomy places the organism in Eukaryota, Fungi, Ascomycota, Eurotiomycetes, Chaetothyriales, Herpotrichiellaceae. The transcript is spliced from 3 exons. The record is from RefSeq and is a predicted model, not a curated record. Gene Ontology annotation, cellular component: membrane. The coding region runs from base 1 to 1053 and encodes 350 amino acids.
AUGUCAGCCCUACCUUAUCUGCAGAAACUGCGCAAAAGCGAUCUGACCGAGUUCGCGGAGACGAGCAAGUUGCAAGACUAUGCCAGUCUCAAGAAAGCCGAACUCGAAGUCGCCCUCGACGAGCAUCUACGCGCAAACUCGACCACAUACAGCAAAGAGCCGUCUUUGAGCGAGUAUUACAAGCGCCUAGGCAGCACUUCGCGAUCGCCGGUCAAGAAAAUUGCGGAAAAGGUCUCGGACACAGUCAAGUCUGAUGAAGAGACCAGCGCGCCCCCCAAAAAAUCCAGGCGCAAGACUGUUGCUCCCGCCGAGGAUACAACCGACACCGACUCGCCCGUCAAGGCUCUCGUGAAACAACCGGCCAAAGAGAUUGCGCGUCGUUCUUCCAUCCUAACAGCGCAAAUCCCUAUCCCACCAUCUCCAGCCGUGGUCACGGAUGCGAUCGAUCAACAGACGCGUCGCCUUCGCACAUCCAUCUCUCACGCCUACCAGAAGACACAGAUCCACGAAGCGGCCGACUGGGCACGCGACUACCUUUCGUCGCCUCUGACCGUCACCGUUCUGGCCAUCCUGCUUGAAGCAUACGGACUUCGCGCCCAGAUUCUUCCCAACAAGUUGUUGGCGGAAGUGCCAGCCGUGCCCUAUAUCAAAUCAACCAAGACGCCAAUCAAUGUGCCUGAUCUUUUCCUGCUCCUAGACUCCAAGUUCUGGUCGCCAUUCUCUCUCUGGGCCUUGACAUCAUUCAUCCUUCCAGGUUUGAUCUCGUACUUUAUCAAUCUGCCACUGAAGGCCCACCCGAGCCAUUCUUACUCGACCCGUCGAGCCGCUCUGCAGCACAAUACGCAGAUGCAGUUCGACCCAUUCAUCUUCAAUCUCGCCAAAGGAUUGAUUGCCUACGUGGUUUACGCCCAGCAUUUCAACCUGGCUGGUCUUUACCAGCAUUUCACCGUGGCAACAGUCAACGAAAGCAUUCUAGGUGGAUACUCCUCCAUCCUGGUCAGCUCCGGCCUAGGAGCUGCCGUGAGUCUGUAUGAAGCUGUGUUGAAGAACUAA